Molecule: messenger RNA, 1621 nt
Organism: Tilletiaria anomala UBC 951
Lineage: Eukaryota; Fungi; Basidiomycota; Exobasidiomycetes; Georgefischeriales; Tilletiariaceae
Product: DUF1295-domain-containing protein
Exons: 6
Coding region: 243-1457 (404 amino acids)
Cellular component (GO): membrane
Source: RefSeq, a predicted model, not a curated record
CCUUGGGGGUCGAUGCCAAUCAACCACUUCCGUCCGCAACCUUUCUCCGCAGCAUGGUUUAUGUUUCGUGUAGCGCAGCCGACGCCCCAUCCACAUGACGUUCUCGGGCGUAUAUCAUUGCUUAUAUUACAUUUCUCAACUUCUCAACCUUCCAAACACUUUGUUGGAGACGCAGACGCUCGCAAAAGAGAUGACGGAGGGAGGAGACCCAAUCCUACGCAAAUGAGAAGAAAGGAAGCAAAAUGAACGCCCAUCCAGCCCUGAAUCCCAACACGCACCUGGUGCCAGCCUUGCGCUCAGCCUGGCCUGCAAUCAAGGACCACUUCGCCAAGCAUGGGGCGCUCAAGCUCUCAUCGUGGAUAUCCUUUUACCAGCACGCAGACGUGAUGCAUUCCGGCAUCGUUCUCGCUGCGUUCUUCAUCGUCUAUGUCUACGUCAUGCAACAGAUUACUGGCAAUGCCAGCCAGGUCGAUGGCCUGUGGACGUUCCUUCCUGUGAUUUUCUGCGGCCACUUCACCCUCCAAAAGUUCAUCGCAAACGGCGGACUAGUUCCCGCCGAGACUGUCAGCUUCUUUGGAAAGCCUCAAAAGACUACGAUAUGGGACAUAAUCGAGCCAAGGUUGGCUCUCAUCUUGGUACUUGAGCUGCUUUGGUGUGUUCGUCUCACCUUCCACGCCAUUCGCCGAGGCAUGUUCAAAAAGGGCGAGGAAGACUACCGCUGGCCUUUGUUGCGCGCAAAGAUGCUGAGGUGGCAGUGGGAGCUGUUCACGCUAUUUUUCAUUGCCAUCACUCAAAUAAUUUUGCUUGCCGUCACGGCUCUUCCGAGCUACAUUCUCCUCACCACCAAGCACCCCAAGCAUGUGGCCGACCAGGUCCCUCGGCCAAUCAACCACCUCACCGUUGCAGACGGCAUCCUUGCUUGCUUGCUUGUUACGAACCUCGUCAUGCAAUUUUUCGCUGAUCAACAACAGUGGACGUACCAAAAUUUCAAGCGUGGCAAGGAUGUUCAUGAGAAACCUCUCACCAAAGACUCGCCAAAGCUAUACACUGAAGCCGAUGUCGCUCGUGGCUUCGUCACGAAGGGCCUUUGGGCGUAUUGUCGUCACCCAAACUUUGCCUGCGAGCAGGCUACGUGGUGGAUUCUCUACAUGUUUGUCCCGCUCACCUUCCUCCCAACCAACCCAAGUGCCCCACUUUGGAGAUAUGCGAUCACUUACGCGAUCGCUUCGCCGCUCAUCAUGAACAUUCUUUUCCUGUCAUCCACGCGGUUCUCGGAGGCGGUUUCUGCUGGUAAAUAUCCCGAAUACAAGGACUAUCAGAAGCGUGUGGGCAUGUUCUUGCCACUGGACACUUUCUUGAGGGCCAUUUACUUCAAGACGCUGGUGCCGACAGAACAGAGGUACCGCGUCGAAGCAAACGUGUGGGGUGCUCCGGCUUCGUUGCAAAAGAAGACAUGACUCGGUCGUUAUCAGCACCACCGCUCAACGCAAGCAUAGGAAACACGGGGGCUCGAAGAUACCACGUAGUAUAAUCGUUUGUCUAGCAUACCCAAACAUUUAGUCAAUUCUAGAGUCCAGGUUGCCCUAUUCUGUACGGCGCAGCACUAAAAAAGAUUAUAUAG